Ceratosolen solmsi marchali is the source of this 1262-nucleotide messenger RNA. RefSeq names its product tumor protein D54. Gene Ontology annotation, cellular component: cytoplasm. Bases 353 to 1015 code for a protein of 220 amino acids. The record is from RefSeq and is a predicted model, not a curated record. NCBI's taxonomy places the organism in Eukaryota, Metazoa, Arthropoda, Insecta, Hymenoptera, Agaonidae. The transcript has 6 exons.
ACGAUCAGUAUGGUUAUUAGCAAUUUUUUUACUAAUUUCUAUUGUCUUACUUGCGUAUUUCGUAUGCUUUAAUGUAGUACAACCACGUCAUCUUUCACAUAAUUUACAAUAGGAAAAGUAUAAAGGAUUAAGUCAUAGGAAAAAAGUAAAAAAGCUUGCUAAAUACUUAAAAAAUUGUGUAACAAGGAAAUAUUACUGAAUAAAUUUUGUAAUGGACUAAUGAACCAAAAAGUCUAUAGAACUGUAUAAUUUGUAUUAUAAUAAGUACUUGUUUUAUCAUUUUGUAUUUUUUGUACCAAUUUAUAAUUUAAAGAAAAUAGUGUUAUUGAUUCUGAACCACGAUAAUAUAAACAUGAUGAACAAUGUACCAACAGGUGAAGAUGCUUCUCUUCAUAGAAGUGAAUCUCUAUCACAAAUCCAUGAUAAUGUGACGGAUGAAUUUCAAAAACUUCCGGUGGAAGAACAAGAGCGACAAAAGGUUGAAUGGAGCGCUGAACUCGCUAGGAUUGAAGAUGAAAUUCAGACAUUAAAAGAGGUCUUAACUAGUAAAAUGCGAAUGGCCCAGGAGCUAAAACGGAAACUAGGCAUCAGUAUGUGGAAAGAAUUAACUGAAGAUGUCAAUCAAAGUUUUAAAAAUGUUAAGGAGAGUCAAGUUUAUCAGAAUGUUGGGGAGAAACUUGGUCGGUUCACCAGAACGGUCUCCGAGAACAGUUUAUUUCAAAAAACCGAGUUUGUCUUCAAAUCUACUGCUGAAAAAACGACUAGUAUCCUAGGUGGUUUUGGAAGUGGAUUUUCGACAAAGAUCGGUCAAAUGAGAAAUUCCGAUAGCUUCAAAUCUCUCGAGGAAAAAGUCGGAUGUGCUUACGAAAAUGUAAAGGGUAGAGUUACACCAUCUCGCAGCAAUUCAUCUCAAAGCUUCGACGAAGCUUUACGAGAAGUUGAAAUUUCUAGACGAACUUCCACUACUUUAUCUGCUACUAGCCCGACCAUCCCUGAAGAAAAAAUGAUCUCAUAGAAGGUGUAAUAGGUAAUUACCGAUGCCUCAGACAUACUCUAUUCAAGCCAAUUACGUAAUAUACAAGCAUUUUUGAAAUCCGGAUCAAUGGAAAAAGCUAGCAAUUCAAAAAAAACGGAAUUAAUUAACUAAACUAAUUAAACCUUCGAUCGUGGACUAAUGUUUACGCAUAAGCAAGAUAAUACUAUAGUACUGUCUAUCCAUAUAAGCUACAUUCAAACGAAAAUUAAACGUCUUGUACCCAGAA